Messenger RNA from Scophthalmus maximus (turbot), 2476 nucleotides. It is a transcript of the gene serpinf2b, whose product is annotated as serpin peptidase inhibitor, clade F (alpha-2 antiplasmin, pigment epithelium derived factor), member 2b. Gene Ontology annotation, biological process: negative regulation of endopeptidase activity. The record is from RefSeq and is a predicted model, not a curated record. Bases 513 to 1976 code for a protein of 487 amino acids. The transcript is spliced from 10 exons. Gene Ontology annotation, molecular function: serine-type endopeptidase inhibitor activity. Lineage: Eukaryota; Metazoa; Chordata; Actinopteri; Pleuronectiformes; Scophthalmidae.
AGCCAGAGGUUUCUGGGAAGCGUGGGCUUGUGUACUCUGACAUCAAAUGUGUAAAACUGGAGUCAGCAAAUUGUAUUUGUUUGCCCUCACACUGUUGGGUUUAGCACACUUUUGCAUUUAAUGUGUCAUGUUUCCUGUAGAAUAUUAAGUUUGAUCACGAAUUCAUCAACUUCCCAUUGAGAUGCAAACGAGCCAAGCGUGUCAGGCUGCAAUGUGUAACCUUGGAAGAGUCUCAGUAGCUACAUUUACAAACAAAUAGUGGCUUAUAUGAGGCCCCAAUCAAUGUAAGUUGAUAUUUAACUGUUUGCUGAGUAAGUGCCAAUCUUUUACUCUCAGGAAUUUUGCCACACACGAUCACUUGGUCGCUCCUUUUUUGGACAAGGCAGCACAUUUUUUUUCUAUUUAAAUUCAAGGCACAUUUACGGAUGAUCUGGGUUCCUCAAAAAGAGGGCGACUAAUUAUAACGAAAGUUUUUAAGACCUGCAGAAAAUCUAGCAAAGAACCCAUAAACAAUGUUACGUUUUAAGGACAUGGACCUCUGUCUGACACUCCUGUUGAUCUAUCUCUGCAGCCAAGGAGUCACAAACGCUGAGGUAGCUGAUGAUGCUUCAGUCCCCUUGGUGCCUAUUCCUUUGAUGCCAAGCCACCCCACAGAGAAUGCAGAACAUGCAAGUACAGCACAACCAGAUAUUGCAAAUGCCACAGAUGCACCUGUAAUUGCAACGACCUCAGCUAGUUCACCUAACGGGGAAUCGUCAGAGGAAGAACAAGAUGAGGGCUGUAUGUCUAUCGGCCGAAGCCCGGAGUCAAGGGAGGCCGUUGCUGCUGCCAUCCAGAAACUGGGAGUGCAGCUUCUGCAGAACCUGGAGACAACGCCAGAGCAACCAAAUGUCAUCAUAUCUCCUUUCAGCAUAUCACUAGCCCUCUCCCAGCUGGCUUUAGGUGCAGUAAAUGAGACAGAGGAGCUGCUGAUGCAUCAUCUCCAUGAAAACACUCUCCCCUGCUACCACCAGUCUCUGCAUAAUGUCUUGGUGCAGCUCAGAAACAAUGACCUGCUCAUUGGCACACGCAUCUUCCUGCGCGGAGGGUUUGAGCUGAAGCAAGACUUCAUCAAUGAAUCCCAGCGGUUAUAUGACUCAGAACCAGCAGAGUUGGAGAGCUUGCAGCAGAUCAAUGAGUGGGUAGAGAAGGCAACACAAGGAAAGAUGACUGACUUCCUGUCGGCUCUGCCACCCAAUCUGCUCCUCAUGCUGAUUAAUGCAGUGCAUUUCAAAGGUGAAUGGAAAGCUCGAUUUGACCCGCGCUUUACCUCAAGAGGUGUCUUCUACUUGGACGACAACCACAUGGUUGAUGUUGAGGUGAUGGAAGAUGCCAAACAUCCCCUGAGUUUAUUUAUUGAUAAUGAACUGGAGGCUCAGGUAGCGAGCUUCCCAUUCCAGAAGUUCAUGAGCUUGUUGGUGGUCAUGCCUUUUUCCGGUCAAGUAAAUGUGUCUUCACUUUUGGCAAAACUCAAUAUCUCAGACUUGUAUGCUCGUCUGCCAAAGGAGAGGGCUGUUCAAGUUAAAGUCCCCAAAUUCAAACUGGAGUAUGCUAAGGAGUUACAGGACACAUUUACCAAAAUGGGCAUGGGAAAACUGUUUUCCAGUCCCAACUUGGCUGAUAUGGCAGAGGGCCCCCUGCUGGUCUCCAGUGUAAUACAUAAAUCCAGCAUGGAGAUAAAUGAAGAAGGUGCCGAGGCUGCUGCAGCCACAACUGUGAUCAUUUCACGUGCGUCCAUCCCUGUUUUCCACCUCACCCAACCCUUCUUUUUUGCCCUUAUGGACGAUAUGACCCAAGUGCCGAUCUUCAUGGGUGUCAUCACCAAUCCCAAUCCUGGAGCUCCUGUGUUGCAGAGAGGAGAACUUGGAAGCAAAGAUAAAGUGGGAUUCCCAAUUGACAAGAAUCAUGAUGGCUCAUUUGGAGGCCCACCUAAGUAGGGACUGAUAUUUCAAGGAAACUCACACCAAGACCUUUAGCUGGAUCAAAAGCCGUGUGACAACAUAUGCUUCAUUUAUUUCUUUAUUUCAUUACAGAAUGGACAAACUGAGGAGCCUAGUAUCCCCUUUAAAAGUUAAAUAUUCCAUUAAAAAUAAUUACAAAUUGUUCCUGCACUAGAUGACGUGUCCUGGUCUGGAGACUCUGAAGUGUAUAAAUGUAUACAAGAAAUGGUUUAUAUCCAUAGUAAAUCACCCGUUGUCUAUUGUUUGAUAACAAAUUAUAUUCUCCAUGGUGUCAACAUGUAGAGCCAAACUAUUCUGGUGUAAUGUCGGAGUAUUACAGCAUCAGUGUGUGUGUAUUUUGGCAUAAUAAACUAAAUGCAUCUGGAUCAUAUGUCAAGGUUCAACAAGGUUCUACUGUAAAACAUUUUUGAAUGAAUAAAUCGGUUGUAGCCUACUAUACAGUAUAACAAGUGUAAAUUAAACUGGGCAAAGUUCUA